This is a messenger RNA of Marmota flaviventris (yellow-bellied marmot), 969 nucleotides long. RefSeq names its product olfactory receptor 7A17-like. Gene Ontology annotation, molecular function: G protein-coupled receptor activity; olfactory receptor activity. Gene Ontology annotation, cellular component: membrane. Gene Ontology annotation, biological process: G protein-coupled receptor signaling pathway. Lineage: Eukaryota; Metazoa; Chordata; Mammalia; Rodentia; Sciuridae. The record is from RefSeq and is a predicted model, not a curated record.
AUGGGUCCAGAGAAUGACACACAACUUUCAGAAUUCCUUCUGCUGGGAUUUUCAGAGGACCCAGAACUGCAGCCCCUCAUCUUUGGCCUUUUCCUCUCCAUGUACCUGGUCACUGUGCUGGGGAACCUGCUCAUCAUCCUGGUCACCAUCUCAGACUCCCACCUGCACACGCCCAUGUACUUCUUCCUCUCCAAUCUGUCCUUUUCUGACAUCUGCUUCACCUCCACCAUCAUCCCCAAGAUGCUGGUGAACAUCCAGACACAGAGCAAGGCCAUUACCUACGCAGGUUGCAUCACUCAGAUUUAUUUUUUUACAUUAUUUGUAGUGUUGGACAACUUCCUCCUGGCUGUGAUGGCCUAUGACCGCUUUGUGGCCAUCUGUCACCCCCUGAACUACACAGUUAUCAUGAACCCCCAUCUCUGUGGCUUGCUGGUGCUGGCAUCCUGGAUCAUGAGUGCCCUGAAUUCCUUAUUACAAAGCUUGAUGGUGUUGCGGUUGUCCUUUUGUUCAAACUUGGAAAUCCCCCACUUUUUCUGUGAAAUUAUCCAGGUGGUCCACCUUGCCUGCUCUGACACCUUUCUUAAUGAUCUGGUGAUGUACCUGGCAGCUGUGCUGCUGGCUGGCUGUGCCUUUGCCGGUAUCCUUUACUCUUACUCCAAGAUAGUGUCCUCCAUCCGUGCAAUCUCAUCAGCUCAGGGCAAGUACAGAGCCUUCUCCACCUGUGCAUCUCACCUCUCUGUGGUCUCCUUAUUCUAUGGCACAGGCCUUGGUGUGUAUCUUAGCUCUACUGUCACACAAAACUCACACUCCAAUGCAGCAGCAUCCGUGAUGUACAGUGUGGUCACCCCCAUGUUGAACCCCUUCAUCUACAGUUUGAGGAAUAAAGACAUCAAGAGCGCUCUGAUGAGACUCAUUGAAAGGGUGACAAUAAAAGGGACAUUUGGCCCAGGGCUGGACAAAUGCCCAUAG